GCGCCAGUUCUGCUAUACUGGAGAAAGCGACCCCGCCCAGUGAUGCCAGAGCCACGCCUGCUGGAUGAGUACGAGCACCACGACUUCAGGAAGGUGUGGGUGCGGCCUCCUCCGAUGCCCCACAAGACUCCCAAGGACCACUGGACUAAGGAGAAGGCCAUGUUUGGUUGCUAUGACUACCAGGAUAUUUUAGGUGACCACCCGUACAUCCACCCCCGCCACUUGUGUCUGGAGGGGCCGAAGUAUGUGAGAGGUUUCCGUGGCAACGAGCUGCAGAGACUCAUUCGCAAGAAAUGCAUGGCAGGGAAACACAUGGGCGAAGAGGACUGGAAAAACCUUCAGAAGAGGAUCAACCUCCUGUACAGAAGAAUGAACAGAAGAAAAUAAUGCUUCUUGACAUAACAUAUUAUCACUGCAGUGUAAAUUAAAAGAUCAGUAGGAAUGAAUUGAAACUAGAUAAGUGUUUGUAUGUAUAGAGUACAUACUUGAGGUACAGCACAGGUUUCAAAGGGACUAUAAACCCUCCAACAAAAACCAGUGGUUUUGUUGAAAUAAAAUGAAGCCAUUACAAUAAAUAGGUGUUCCCUGCUUUACUCU
Branchiostoma floridae (Florida lancelet) is the source of this 597-nucleotide messenger RNA. Its product is annotated as 39S ribosomal protein L51, mitochondrial-like. The record is from RefSeq and is a predicted model, not a curated record. Gene Ontology annotation, molecular function: structural constituent of ribosome. NCBI's taxonomy places the organism in Eukaryota, Metazoa, Chordata, Leptocardii, Amphioxiformes, Branchiostomatidae. The transcript is spliced from 3 exons. Gene Ontology annotation, cellular component: mitochondrial large ribosomal subunit. Gene Ontology annotation, biological process: translation. Bases 43 to 387 code for a protein of 114 amino acids.